AUGCAUCCGAUAUCUUGGAUCACGGUCCUAACCCUUUCGCAUUUGUCGCUAAACGUUCAAGGCAAAAGUCUGUGGUCUACUCAACCGGCAGUCUACCAGGAUCUUAUUAGGACAGCCUAUCCUAUAGGAAAUGGUCAAUUAGCUGCACUUCCAUUUGGUACGCCAGGUUCCGAAAAACUUAAUCUCAAUAGAGAUUCAUUAUGGAAUGGUGGACCCUUCGAGGACGCCAACUACAUUGGCGGUAAUCCAAACUCCUCGGUUUCUUCCUCAUUAUCAGGCAUUAGAGAUUUUAUCUUUCAGAACGGCACUGGAAAUGUUACUGCCUUGAUGGGUUCAGAUGACAAUUAUGGAAGUUACCAAGUCCUAGGAAAUUUAUCCGUGUCAUUACAGGGCAUUUCGGGAGCUACGGAAUAUAAACGAAGUCUCGAUUUGACUACUGGAAUUCAUACUACUACUUUCAAGACUGCAAAUGCUUCUUAUACUACUACUGUAUUUUGCUCCUACCCAGAUAGUGUAUGCGUUUACCAAGUCAGCUCAACAACUACUCUACCUAAAAUCGAUGUUCUCUUCGAUAAUGUAUUAACUGAUAGCUCUUUGAUCAAGUCAUCUUGUUCGAAAUCUUCAAAGUCGGCUCUAUUCAGUGGUAUCACUCAAGCUGAUAUAGGCUUGAUUUACAAGGCUGAGGCUCGAGUACUUGAAUCCACGAAAUCAGUGUCCUGUUCCAAUACCACAGGUACUCUCAGCAUAACACCAUCUCGUGAUCAAAAGUCCCUGUCUUUAGUCAUCUCGGCUGGUACAAACUAUGAUGCUACAAAAGGUACAGCUGCAGAUAAUUACUCAUUCAAAGGGAUAGAUCCGGGCGCCUACAUUUCCUCUAACAUUGCAAAGGCUGCUUCGAAAACUGUUAAAACCCUCCGGAAUAACCAUAUAUCUGAUUUCUCCGCUCUAAUGAAUACUUUCACACUCAAUCUUCCCGAUCCUCUCGGAUCAGCAAACAAGGAAACUGCCUCUGUAAUUGCUGCAUACAAUACUACAGACAACACUCAUACCGAUCCCUGGUUCGAAAGUCUUUUAUUCGAUUAUAGUCGUUAUCUCUUCAUCUCCUCAUCACGAGAUAAUUCUCUCCCGCCCAAUCUCCAAGGAAAAUGGGCAUAUGGUCUAUCUAACGCCUGGGGUGCAGAUUAUCACGCCAACAUCAAUAUUCAAAUGAACCAAUGGGGAGCCGUCCAAACCGGUCUCGGAGACUUGCAAUCCGCAUUAUGGACAUACAUGAGCGAAACAUGGGCACCGCGCGGAGCAGAAACUGCAAAACUUUUAUACAAUGCACCGGGAUGGGUAUUCCAUGAUGAAAUAAAUAUUUUUGGACAUACGGGGAUGAAAACGGGAGAUGAGUAUUGGGCUGAUUAUCCGGCGGCGGCGUCUUGGUUGAUGCAACAUGUGGCUGAUUAUUAUGAUUACUCGCGAGAUGAAAAUUGGUUGAGGGAAACGGGAUAUCCGUUGUUGAAAGCUGUGUCGGAAUUUUGGCUUAGCCAAUUGCAGAAGGAUGAGUAUUUCAAUGAUGGGACAUUGGUUGUUAAUCCUUGUUCUUCGCCUGAACAUGGUCCUACCACAUUCGGCUGUACACAUUACCAACAACUAAUCCACUCCCUCUUCACCACCGCUCUCCAAGCAGCGCGGACCCUCUACCUCGACAGCACACUCCAAAAAUCCCUCACCACCUCCCUCUCUUCCCUCGACAAAGGUCUCCACAUCUCCCCCACGACCCAAAUCCAAGAAUGGAAAAUCUACUUCCCGAGCUACGAAAACACCACGCAUCGCCACCUCUCCAAUCUAAUCGGCUGGUUCCCCAGCUCCUCUCUCUCCUCCUAUCUCUCCGGCUACACCAACUCUACCAUCUCCACCGCCGUCCGCAACACGCUUAUCUCGCGUGGACCGGGAAUCAUCGAUUCCAACGCGGGCUGGGAAAAAGUAUGGCGAAGCGCUUGUUGGGCACGAUUAAACGAUACGGACACUGCGUAUGCGGAGUUGCGAUUGACGAUUCAGGAGAAUAUCGCGGGGAAUGCGUUGAGUAUGUAUAGUGGGAAGAAUGAACCGUUUCAGAUUGAUGCGAAUUUUGGGUAUGGGGGUGCGGUGUUGAGUAUGUUGGUUGUGGAUUUGCCGGUUGGGGUUGAUGAUAAGGGGGGAGUGAGAACGGUGGUGUUGGGUCCGGCUAUUCCUGGGGUUUGGGGGGAGGGGAGUGUGAAGGGGUUGAGGGUUAGAGGGGGGGGAGUGCUGGAUUUUAAAUGGGAUGGUGAGGGGAUUGUGGCGAGUGCGACGUGGAAGAUGAAGGGAGUGGAAAGUGUGAGGAUUGUGAAUAUCAGGGGAAAAGUACUUGCAUAG
Botrytis sinoallii is the source of this 2379-nucleotide messenger RNA. RefSeq lists its product as uncharacterized. Gene Ontology annotation, biological process: carbohydrate metabolic process. The coding region runs from base 1 to 2379 and encodes 792 amino acids. Gene Ontology annotation, molecular function: alpha-L-fucosidase activity. The transcript is spliced from 4 exons. NCBI's taxonomy places the organism in Eukaryota, Fungi, Ascomycota, Leotiomycetes, Helotiales, Sclerotiniaceae. The record is from RefSeq and is a predicted model, not a curated record.